Messenger RNA from Arvicanthis niloticus (Nile rat), 2895 nucleotides. It is a transcript of the gene Zfp3, whose product is annotated as ZFP3 zinc finger protein. The record is from RefSeq and is a predicted model, not a curated record. Gene Ontology annotation, biological process: regulation of transcription by RNA polymerase II. Gene Ontology annotation, cellular component: nucleus. Gene Ontology annotation, molecular function: RNA polymerase II cis-regulatory region sequence-specific DNA binding; DNA-binding transcription activator activity, RNA polymerase II-specific. NCBI's taxonomy places the organism in Eukaryota, Metazoa, Chordata, Mammalia, Rodentia, Muridae.
UAUAUCAGCUGCAUCUCGAAGAUGUUUGCUAAGUGCACAGGUUGUGAUAUGGGGACUGAGAAAAAGGAGGUGCUGCCCAAGGAAGAAAUUUCUGAAGACUCUGAGCCACAUGGGCCAACAUUAGAAAAACUUGCACAGGAGGUUUACCAAGGCCAUGAGUUUGGAGCAGCAAGUGAGGAAGACAUAUUAGAGGGACAUUUGAGAGAGUCCUCAAAAGAGAUUAUAGAACAGAUGUAUCCUCAGGAGAGAGACUUUGCAUCAGGGUUAAUUAUCUUCAAGAAGUCGUCCGUAGGUGAGAAAGACCAGAAAACCAGUGAGAGUCCAAGAGGCUUCAGUCCUAACCCGAGUGUACUGAUGUGUCAUGGAGGUGCUACAGCCGAGAGGGACAGCGCAUGUGCUGCCUCUGGCCAGAACUUCACGGAGAGUCUAGAGCUUACUAAAGCACAGGGGACUCCUGUGGGAGAAAAGCCUCACACAUGUAAAGAAUGUGGGAAAGCUUUUAAUCAGAACUCACAUCUCAUCCAGCAUAUGAGAGUCCAUAGUGGAGAAAAACCCUUCGAAUGCAAAGAGUGUGGAAAGACCUUCGGGACCAACUCCAGCCUUCGAAGGCACCAGAGAAUUCACGCCGGAGAGAAGCCCUUUGCUUGUACUGAGUGUGGCAAGGCCUUCAUUCAGAGCUCACAUCUGAUCCACCAUCACAGAAUCCAUACGGGAGAAAGGCCUUAUAAAUGUGAAGAAUGCGGUAAAGCCUUCAGUCAGAACUCGGCCCUUAUUCUGCACCAGAGAAUCCACACUGGAGAGAAACCGUAUGAGUGUAAUGAGUGUGGGAAGACCUUUCGGGUUAGUUCACAGCUCAUCCAGCAUCAGAGAAUUCACACAGAAGAAAGAUACCACGAGUGCAGUGAGUGUGGCAAAGCCUUCAAGCACAGCUCCGGCCUCAUCAGACAUCAGAAAAUCCACACAGGAGAAAAGCCCUAUCUGUGUAACGAGUGUGGGAAAGGCUUUGGUCAGAGUUCGGAGCUUAUUCGGCAUCAGAGAAUCCACACAGGGGACAAGCCCUAUGAAUGCAGUGAAUGCGGGAAGACUUUUGGCCAGAACUCAGAGAUUAUUAGACAUAUCAGAAUUCAUACUGGGGAGAAGCCCUAUGUGUGCAAAGAAUGUGGGAAGGCCUUCAGGGGUAACUCGGAGCUCCUGAGACACGAGAGGAUUCACACUGGGGAGAAACCCUAUGAAUGCUUUGAGUGUGGGAAGGCGUUUAGGCGGACCUCUCAUCUGAUCGUCCACCAGAGAAUACAUACCGGAGAGAAACCCCAUCAGUGUAAUGAGUGUGCAAGAACCUUCUGGGAUAAUUCUGAGCUGCUGCUUCACCAGAAGAUUCACAUUGGAGAGAAACCUUAUGAGUGUGACGAAUGUGAGAAGACGUUCAGCCAGCACUCCCAGCUCACCAUCCACCAGAGAACUCACACUGGGGAGAAGCCAUACGAGUGCCAAGAGUGCCAGAAGACCUUUGGCCGGAGCUCCCACCUCCUCCGGCACCAGAGUGUUCACUGUAGCGAGUGAUCUGCAAACCAGGCAGGUGCUGUGUGGAGGCUGGAGGCAGCCUUCUCUCUCCGCUGCUCUGUUCCCAGCCUAAGAUCAGAUGAAGGGACAGGGCCUCCUCUGCCCAUCCGCUGAGUGUGUGUCGGUCGUCGUCUGAAAGUGAUGAGGCAGUUUUAUGAACUAUUGAGAAAUUUUAGUGUACUAAAUUAAAUCACAAAAGUUGUUUCCAGUCUUAAUCCUCCUUUGGCCUUUUCUUCCUUUCUGUCUCCACAGGGGUCUGUACAUGUGUCUAGCCUAAAUUGUUGUUGUUCUUUAUGAAAAGUGGGGACAGGAUUCACCAUUCCUAAGAACCAGAGAGUUGCCUCAAUAUCUCCUGAAACGUUAGAAAGUUAUAACCUAUCCUGUCCACUGCUUAGCUUUGGGAUACUUUAGUUAACCUUUCCCUCCGUUUCUUUUUUUAAGCUUCAAAAUCUUCCAGCCAUAAUGAACAUAUUGUUUUGGCUUUUGGUUUUCCCAGAUCACCAAAUCCUUCCACCCAAGUUCAGCACAGUUACUUUCUUUUUUCCUUUCUUUCUCUCUUCUUUUUUCUUUUUAAGACAUGUCUCAAAUAGCCCAGACUGACCAUGAACUCCAUUUGUAGCUGAGGAUGACCUUGAACAUCUGAACCUCCUGCCUCCAGAGUGCUGGGAUUAUAGUCUCAAACCACCAUUCCCAGUUCAUGUGCACUGGAGAUCCGACUCAGGGCUUUGGGCAUAAUAGGCAAGCACCAACUGGACACUGUUCUCAACUCGGUUUCCUUAAACCACCACUAUUUAGCAAAAGAAAAGGCCCUCUACCCAAUCCGUUCACUUGAACAUUAGUGACAGGGUUUUGUUGUGCCUGACAUGCUUGGAAGAGAAUGAAGGCCUCAUGUUCCCAAAGGAAUCUGUGUGUGUGUGUUGCCUGAGAGGAGUUCUGGUUGACAAAAUAGCCUUCAUCUUACGUUUGCUGUAUGUGUAUCCUCUGUCCUCUCUCUACCUGUCACUUGGUUGUUUCAGGGAGAUUUCUCAGCUUUCCUCAUUUAAUCUCCUUCCCCUUCAACUCACCCUGGUGUCAAACGUCCCAAUAUAGCUGUGGCUAGCAGUCAUGAUUCUAUGCAAGGAGAAUCUUGCCAAAGACAAGUCAUGAGUUAAUUUCAGACCCACUCUCAAGAAAUAAAGGCCUCUCAGUCUGAAGCCAUUAACUACCCAGAGAAAUUCUGCAGAAUCUUCAAAGGUAUGUCAACACCUGUCUUCUCCCUUCCCUAACAUGUUAAGCAAAUAAAGUAUGUCUUUGCAGAUGUCUCAGUAAGUCUCUCUGUUGUGUUUUUCUAGGCUG